AUGUGGGCAGUUGACUUCAGCUUGGUCUUUCAUGGCAUGACCAAGAAAGAUGUUGUUUCAUGGAGUACUAUAAUUGCUGCGUAUUCUCAAGGUGGUUAUGGGGAAGAAGCCUUUGAGUAUUCAUCAUGGAUGAGAAAGGAAGGACCAAAACCGAAUGAGUUUGCUUUUUCCAACGUGCUUAGUGUAUGCGGAAGUAUGGCCAUUCUUGAGCAAGGGAAGCAACUGCAUGCUUAUGUCUUGUCUGUCGGGUUAGAAUGCACGGCUCUGAUACAAAGUGCUCUAAUCAAUAUGUAUUUUAAAUGUGGGAGUAUAAAAGAAGCUUUGAAAAUUUUUGACGUGAUGGAAAAUGAUGACAUUGUCUCAUGGACUGCCAUGAUUGUUGGUUAUGCUAAACAUGGGCUCAGCCAAGAAGCCAUUGAUGUGUUUGAGAAGAUUCCCAAAGUUGGUUUAAGACCUGAUGCCGUGAGCUUCAUUGGCGUUCUUACUGCUUGUAGGCAUGCUGGACUUGCUGAUCUUGGCUUCCACUACUUCAAUUUGAUGACUAAUAAAUAUCGGAUAAAUCCUUCAAAAGAACAUUAUGGCUGCAUGAUUGAUCUCCUUUGCCUAGCUGGACGAUUAAGUGAUGCAGAGAACAUGAUAAAACACAUGCCAUUUCAACAGGAUGAUGUUGUUUGGUCUACACUGCUGAGAGCUUCUAGAGUACAAGGAGAUGUUGACUGUGGAAUACGUAGUGCAGAGGAGAUUCUUAAAUUAGAUCCAAGUAAUGCUGGAGCUCAUAUUACUCUUGCUAACAUUUAUGCCACAAAAGGGAGAUGA
This is a messenger RNA of Carya illinoinensis, 816 nucleotides long. Its product is annotated as putative pentatricopeptide repeat-containing protein At3g47840. NCBI's taxonomy places the organism in Eukaryota, Viridiplantae, Streptophyta, Magnoliopsida, Fagales, Juglandaceae. Gene Ontology annotation, biological process: RNA modification. The coding region runs from base 1 to 816 and encodes 271 amino acids. The record is from RefSeq and is a predicted model, not a curated record. Gene Ontology annotation, molecular function: RNA binding; protein binding. The transcript has a single exon.